AUGGGUUCUUGGAAAGCUUUUCUCUUCUCCCCUUUCCUUCUGUGGAGCCCAAGUAGAGGGGUGAGGCUGAUGUUCUUGUUGCUGACCCUGCAUUUGGGAAACUGUGUCGAUAAAGCAGAUGAUGAAGAUGAUGAGGAUUUAACAGUGAACAAAACCUGGGUCUUGGCACCAAAGAUUCAUGAAGGAGAUAUAACACAAAUUCUCAAUUCACUGCUGCAAGGCUAUGACAAUAAACUUCGCCCAGAUAUAGGAGUGAGGCCCACAGUAAUUGAAACUGAUAUUUAUGUAAACAGCAUUGGACCAGUUGAUCCCAUAAAUAUGGAAUACACAAUUGAUAUUAUUUUUGCCCAAACCUGGUUUGAUAGUCGUUUAAAAUUCAAUAGUACAAUGAAAGUGCUUGUACUUAACAGUAAUAUGGUUGGAAAAAUUUGGAUUCCUGACACUUUCUUCAGAAACUCAAGAAAAUCUGAUGCUCAUUGGAUAACGACUCCUAAUCGUCUACUUCGAAUUUGGAAUGAUGGACGAGUCCUAUAUACUUUAAGAUUGACAAUUAAUGCAGAAUGUUAUCUUCAGCUUCAUAACUUUCCUAUGGAUGAACAUUCCUGUCCACUAGAAUUUUCAAGCUAUGGAUACCCUAAAAAUGAAAUUGAAUAUAAGUGGAAAAAACCUUCUGUAGAAGUGGCUGAUCCUAAAUAUUGGAGAUUAUAUCAGUUUGCAUUUGUAGGGUUGCGGAACUCAACCCAAAUAUAUCACACAAUGUCUGGGGAUUAUGUUAUCAUGACAAUUUUUUUUGACCUGAGCAGACGAAUGGGAUAUUUCACUAUUCAGACCUACAUCCCAUGCAUUCUGACAGUUGUUCUUUCUUGGGUGUCUUUUUGGAUCAAUAAAGAUGCAGUACCUGCAAGAACCUCACUAGGUAUUACCACUGUUUUGACCAUGACCACGCUGAGUACCAUAGCCAGGAAGUCCUUACCUAAGGUUUCCUACGUGACUGCGAUGGAUCUCUUUGUUUCUGUGUGUUUCAUUUUCGUUUUUGCAGCCUUGAUGGAAUAUGGCACCUUGCAUUAUUUUACCAGCAACGAAAGAGCAAAGGCUGCUAGAGACAGAAAGCUAAAAAACAAGGCCUCGAUAUCUCCUGGACUCCACCCUGGAUCCACUCUGAUUCCGAUGAAUAGCAUUUCUCUGCCGCAAGGAGAAGCCGAUCACGGGUACCAGUGUCUGGAGGGCAAAGACUGUGCCAGCUUCUUCUGCUGCUUUGAAGACUGCAGGACAGGGUCCUGGAGGAAGGGGAGGAUCCACAUCCGCAUUGCCAAAAUCGACUCUUAUUCUCGAAUAUUUUUCCCAACAGCCUUUGCUCUGUUCAAUCUGGUUUAUUGGGUUGCCUAUCUUUACUUAUAA
Eptesicus fuscus (big brown bat) is the source of this 1398-nucleotide messenger RNA. RefSeq names its product gamma-aminobutyric acid type A receptor subunit gamma1 (gene GABRG1). Gene Ontology annotation, biological process: monoatomic ion transmembrane transport; nervous system process; synaptic transmission, GABAergic. Gene Ontology annotation, molecular function: GABA-A receptor activity; transmitter-gated monoatomic ion channel activity involved in regulation of postsynaptic membrane potential; benzodiazepine receptor activity. The record is from RefSeq and is a predicted model, not a curated record. The coding region runs from base 1 to 1398 and encodes 465 amino acids. The transcript has 9 exons. Lineage: Eukaryota; Metazoa; Chordata; Mammalia; Chiroptera; Vespertilionidae. Gene Ontology annotation, cellular component: GABA-A receptor complex; postsynapse; neuron projection.